Molecule: messenger RNA, 1245 nt
Organism: Coffea eugenioides
Lineage: Eukaryota; Viridiplantae; Streptophyta; Magnoliopsida; Gentianales; Rubiaceae
Product: immune-associated nucleotide-binding protein 9-like
Exons: 6
Coding region: 127-1134 (335 amino acids)
Molecular function (GO): GTP binding
Source: RefSeq, a predicted model, not a curated record
CCAUUAUUAGUAUCCAACUCUCUUAUGUUCUCGUAUUAUGUAUCUCUGGUCGCUGCAAGUUCUCUAUCCAAAUUCAAAAGAAGUACUUUUGAUAUUGUUGUUACGGAUUUUUCUGAUUCCUGAGAAAUGGGUGGAAGUUUCAUUGCUGACAAUUGCAAGUUUGGUUCUGCUUCAAAUAAAGUCCGAACAGUCGUUCUGGUUGGGCGUACAGGCAAUGGAAAAAGUACAACUGGUAACAGUAUGCUUGGAAGAAAGGCAUUCAAGUCAAUGAGUAGUUUUGAUGGCGUUACCAGAACUACUGAGCUACAGACGGCCGUGUUGGAAGAUGGCCAAGUCCUUAAUGUGAUAGACACCCCUGGGUUAUUUGACAAAUCGGCUGAACCUCAAUUUGUUGAAAAAGAGAUUGUGAGAUGCAUUGACAUGGCGAAGGAUGGCAUCCACGCAGUCCUCGUAGUCGUGUCACUUAGAAGCAGAGUCUCAAUGGAGGAAGCAGCAACUAUUGAGACCUUACAAAAAAUUUUUGGAGACAAAAUCGCAGAAUAUAUGAUUUUGGUUUUUACAGGGGGCGAUGAACUUGAAGAGGACCAAGAUUUUGACGAUUACUUGAGUCAUUCAGAAUCCAUAAAGGGAAUGCUUGAGCUUUGUGGAAACAGGCGGGCGUUAUUUGAUAACAAGACAAAAGAUACAGCCAAGAAAGCUGAACAACUUAAGCAACUUCUUUCCCUAGUGGACGACAUUGUGAUGAAACACGGAGGCAAACCUUAUACUAAUGAGUUAUUUGAUGAGUUCAAGAAAGCAGCCGCAAAACUUCAUGAUCAAGCUGCAGAGCUUAAUUCUUUGGAAGGUUACUCCAAAGAGGAGAAAUCUGAGCGGGGGUUGCAGAUACAUCAAUCGUAUGAGAAACAUCUGACACAAAUUACUGACAUGGUUGAGACAAAGCUGAUGGAUACAAGACGUAGACUUGAACAGCAAUUGAAAGAUGAGCAAGAUGCUCGCUUGAAAGCGGAGGCAGCUGCCCGAGAAGCUCAAUUGAAAACAGAUGAAGAGAAAUGCAUGCUUAGAGAGCGUUUAGAGAGAAGCCAAAGGGAGGUUGAGGUGCCUAGAAACCGUAGGAGGGGAUGUCUAAUUUUAUGACCGAAUAUACAUCUGCGGGGAGGGUGCUAAAUGCACUUUCUGGAAAACUAAACUUACACAUUCAUUAUAGUUUAUGGUGCAGAAAGUGCAUUUAGCACUUUCUGGAAAAUU